Fusarium sp. VM40 is the source of this 807-nucleotide messenger RNA. The record is from the annotation of a GenBank genome assembly. NCBI's taxonomy places the organism in Eukaryota, Fungi, Ascomycota, Sordariomycetes, Hypocreales, Nectriaceae.
AUGGAAACGCCAGCAGACGAAGAUGUGACCAACGCUGUAUUCUUCGCAGUCUACCCGGAAUCUGACCUGGUAGUGCAGCUAAUGCGUUAUUCUACAUACGAGUACGCGGGGAACUUCAUACGAUCGGCUGAGGUGAAGGGCUUCUUGAGAUAUCAGGUCUUAAGAGACGGGAAUGCCUAUGGCGGCACACUCCUCAUGAAAUAUAAACCUGAGAGCCAACUCCGUGGUUGGGUUUUGCUACUGGAGAACGAAAAACAGAAAGACUUGGCUUUUUCUGCGCUCAGCUACCUCCCCCGUCAUGAGAGAAGGACAUGGGCGGACACGAGUUUGUAUAAUGAGGCAUGGCUUUAUUGCGGCCCUACAAUACGGGCAGAUACACUAGGGCCACCACCGGGAUCGCCUUUACCUCCUGAAACCGCAGGCAGUCCCGGGCCACAGCCAAUAUUACCUUUCCCUCCUCAACCAGCAGACAAUCUCAUGCCACCUCCAGGACUACCUUUGCCUCUUCAAACCGCAGGCAAUCUUAUGCCACCGCCGGGACUACCUUUCCCUCAACCCGCAGGCAAUCUCAUGCCACCGCCAGGACUGCCAUUCCCUCCUCAAACCACAGGCAAUCUCAUGCCACCGCCAGGACUACCACCGCCAGGACUACCCUUCCCUCCUCAACCCGCAGGCAAUCUUAUGCCACCGCCAGGACUACCAUUCCCUCCUCAAACUACAAGCAAUCUCCCCACUCCUCUCACAACGCCCGAUUACUCUCCUGCUAGAAGUCAAAAGGACGGUGGGCAGGAUUCUGGGCCCGAGUAA